Molecule: messenger RNA, 423 nt
Organism: Acyrthosiphon pisum (pea aphid)
Lineage: Eukaryota; Metazoa; Arthropoda; Insecta; Hemiptera; Aphididae
Product: 52 kDa repressor of the inhibitor of the protein kinase-like
Exons: 3
Coding region: 1-423 (140 amino acids)
Molecular function (GO): protein dimerization activity
Source: RefSeq, a predicted model, not a curated record
AUGGGAUUUCAAUGUUUGUUUUCUGGUACAUAUUCAGAUGAUUUUGAUGAACUUCUUCUAUUUUAUCUUGACACUGAUGAACAAAUUGUUAAAGCAGAAUUAAAUCUAUGGCAUGCAGUACUUAACAACAAUGGACAAUACCCUAAAAGUGGGUUGGAAGCAUUAAGGCUAUGCAAGAAGGAAAUGUUUCCAAAUAUUCAUUUCUUAGUUCAAAUACUAUGUACUUUACCAGUGUCCACAGCAACCCCAGAACGAACGUUUUCAUGUCUAAAAAGAUUGAAAACUUAUUUAAGAAACACAAUGACAGAAGCACGACUUAAUGGUCUGACAAUGUUGGCUGUUCACACUGAUAUACCACUUUCAGCUGAAGAAGUCCUUGACGAACUUGCAAAAAAACCACGCAAACUAGACUUUGUUUUAUAA